Molecule: messenger RNA, 2507 nt
Organism: Archocentrus centrarchus (flier cichlid)
Lineage: Eukaryota; Metazoa; Chordata; Actinopteri; Cichliformes; Cichlidae
Gene: gpt
Product: glutamic--pyruvic transaminase
Exons: 11
Coding region: 275-1957 (560 amino acids)
Biological process (GO): biosynthetic process
Molecular function (GO): transaminase activity; pyridoxal phosphate binding
Source: RefSeq, a predicted model, not a curated record
GGAGGGAUACGCUCGCUGGUUGCCGUUCUAUAUGCACCGCCUAAAAAAGUUCUGUUAGUGUAGUUCAGUCAUAGUUUUGUUAUAACUCUCAGAUUCUUGCGCAUGCGAAAGGUCCAAAGGUCUGAGUGCGGAGUCAUUUUUAGGAGCGCGGUCACUCGUCUUGCACAACUUUGAUUUCACUCCUCUCCAGAGAAGCAACCGGCGUGGUGCAGGUCGCUGUGCCCGGCAGAGGCUUUUAAAGUAGCUCGGCUGUUUUGAAAGAAAGUUUGGUAAAAUGUCAGCCACUCGGAUGCAGAUGCUCUCGUCCAGAAGCGUCCGGAUUUUAAGCCGCGGGCGAAACGAAAUGUUAGCCGGUAGAAGUGGGGCGCAGCGGCCCGGCGGUGAUCCCAGGACCCGCUCACUGACCUGUUCCCCUCUGUCCUCCUCCUCCUCUCCCGGCAGAGCCUUAUCGAGUCUGAGUGCGACGCGGCGUGGACUUCCCAAAGAGAAAAUGUCCGAGAAUGGGAUAAUGUCCCGGGCCAAAGUGCUGACCAUCGACACCAUGAACCCCACGGUAAAGAAGGUGGAGUACGCCGUGCGGGGGCCAAUCGUGCAGCGCGCGGUGGAGCUGGAAAGGGAACUCUCAGAGGGAAUGAAGAAGCCCUUUGCAGAGGUCAUCAGGGCCAAUAUUGGUGAUGCGCAUGCUAUGGGCCAGCAGCCAAUUACUUUCUUCCGACAGGUCCUGGCGCUCUGCUCCUACCCUGAACUGCUGAGUGACAGCACAUUCCCAGAGGAUACUAAAAGUAGAGCAUGCCGCAUUCUGCAGUCCUGUGGAGGGAACAGUAUGGGUUCCUACAGUGCCAGUCAAGGCAUAGACUCUGUGCGCCAGGAUGUGGCCAGUUACAUUGUGCGACGGGACGGUGGUGUGCCCUGUGACCCAAAUAACAUUUACCUCACCACAGGGGCCAGUGAUGGCAUUAUGACAAUGCUGAAGCUGCUGGUGUGUGGCGAAGGUACAACCCGCACAGGCGUCAUGAUACCCAUACCUCAGUAUCCCCUGUAUUCGGCUGCACUGGCUGAACUGGGCGCUGUGCAGAUUAACUAUUUCCUUAAUGAGGAAAAGUGCUGGAGCCUGGACAUCACUGAGCUGCAGCGCGCCGUAAAUGAGGCCAGGCAGCACUGCAACCCGCGAGCCUUAUGCAUCAUCAACCCUGGAAACCCCACAGGUCAGGUUCAGAGCAGACAGUGCAUUGAGGAUGUAAUUCGAUUCGCUGCAAAGGAACGUCUCUUCCUCAUGGCUGAUGAGGUGUACCAGGAUAAUGUGUAUGCUGAGGGUUGCCAGUUCCACUCCUUUAAGAAAGUCCUGUUUGAGAUGGAGCCUGAGUACGCAGAAACAGUGGAACUGGCAUCCUUCCACUCCACCUCCAAGUGUUAUAUGGGAGAGUGUGGCUUUCGUGGCGGCUACAUGGAGAUCAUCAACAUGGACGAUGAAGUGAAGGACCAGCUCACCAAGCUGCUGUCAGUCCGCCUUUGCCCUCCUGUUCCUGGACAGGCUCUAAUGGACCUGGUGGUUAACCCUCCACAGCCUGGGGAGCCUUCUUACGACACCUUUAUCAAGGAACGCACAGCCACAUUAAGUGCCUUAGCAGAAAAGGCCAAGCUUACAGAGCAAGUUCUCAACACGGUGCAAGGCAUCAGCUGCAACCCUGUGCAGGGUGCUAUGUACUCCUUUCCUCGCAUAACCAUCCCUGAAAAGGCUAUCAAAGAGGCCACGGAAAAGGGACAGCAGCCGGACAUGUUUUAUUGCAUGAAGAUGCUGGAGGAGACGGGAAUCUGCCUUGUACCUGGCAGCGGUUUUGGUCAAAAGGAUGGGACCUAUCACUUCAGAAUGACCAUCUUGCCACCGACAGACAAGCUGAAGAUCCUCCUGAAUAAAGUCAAAGAGUUCCACCAGAGAUUCACCCAGCAGUAUUCUUAAGUUUCCACAUUGGUUUUCCCCUCCAUUCACGAAAGGACGAGCUUGCCAAACACAACAAAAAAUAUCAGCCAAUAAGAGUUUUAUCUGUUACUAUUAAGUGCCUUCUCUGUGAUGGCUCUGGUAGUCUCUGUGAUGACACACUCCAACCUCCUAUAGCUGUCACAUUUGGACAUUUGCUGAUCUUUGUCUUAAGUCGCUGUUUAUGCCACAAACAAAAAAAAAACAAGUGAAGAAAUUGAAAUUGGAGACCUGUGUCUUUUUUUUUUCUUUCUUUUUUUGGGGGGUGUUUAAUCUAUUAUCUGUGUCGUUUUUAAAAGAUGUAUAUACUCUAGGUCUGUAACUUUCACUUAAUAGCUUGAAUGUGAAUCGUGAGAAGAAAAAGGUGAUGCUGUUUACAGAUUCUGAAAAUGUGUAAAAAAAAAAAAAAAAAAUGGCUAAAAUAUUCCUCUCCUGCAGGCUUUGCUCAACUGGAAGAAUAUGCUGAAAAAGUUCCUCUUGCAUGAUGGCUCACUAGUAAUUUUGUAGUGUCAAAAUAAAUGUAAUGCUCUUG